Messenger RNA from Coffea eugenioides, 1085 nucleotides. RefSeq names its product lipid phosphate phosphatase epsilon 1, chloroplastic. Gene Ontology annotation, cellular component: intracellular membrane-bounded organelle; endoplasmic reticulum membrane. The record is from RefSeq and is a predicted model, not a curated record. The coding region runs from base 126 to 974 and encodes 282 amino acids. Gene Ontology annotation, biological process: lipid biosynthetic process; protein N-linked glycosylation. The transcript is spliced from 4 exons. NCBI's taxonomy places the organism in Eukaryota, Viridiplantae, Streptophyta, Magnoliopsida, Gentianales, Rubiaceae. Gene Ontology annotation, molecular function: dolichyldiphosphatase activity.
CGAAGAGGUAAAGGGUGCUCCCACCAAAAGUAAAAGAACGAGGGAGAGGAGGCCGACAUCGCUUCUGGUUGGUAAUCCACCAUAUAAGAUGGUCUGACUGUGAUCCAAGUCAGGGGGUUGGGAAAAUGUCAUCUGUCGCUGCUGUUUUUGGAAGACCCACUUUUAUUCCAAGUCCAACGCGCUUGGUGAGACCUCCUCCUCCUCCUCACCAAAAUAUUUUUCCACUGACAUCAAGAUUGCAGGUUUGUAAGAAGAAAUUCCUAAAACAAAGCAGCCUGAUGACCGAGCCCAGCAGAUUCCGACCCGGUGAUGACCCUGGCGAUGGAGGAACCCUCGGAGCUUUGGAAGAGGAAGCUUUCGUUGAUGGGUCCUCCGGUCCUGCAGCUAGUGGACUCGAAGCUAUUGUUAAUAACUUGAGUAAGUGGCUGACUGCGGUACUCUUUGGCAUAUUUCUCCUUGUAAGGCAUGAUGCGGCUGCACUGUGGGCUGCUUGGGGUUCUGUUAUGAAUAUGGCAAUGGGAAUUAUAUUGAAGAGAUUAUUAAACCAAGAACGACCUGUUUCUAAUUUAAGAUCAGACCCGGGCAUGCCAUCUUCGCACGCUCUGUCCAUCUCCUAUAUAACUACAUAUAUCAUUCUAUCAGUGAUUCAAUAUUGGGGGUUGAAUGGAAUUACAGCCGCCAUCAGUGGGAUUUUUCUUUCAAUUGGGUCUUACUUUAGCUGGCUUCGUGUUUCACAACAGCUUCAUACAAUCAGCCAAGUCGUUGUGGGUGCUUUGUUGGGAACUGUCUUCUCAACGUUGUGGUUUUGGGCCUGGAGUUCUAUUGUACUAAAGGCAUAUGUAUCCAACUUGUGGGUUCAGAUUGUCGUCACCCUGGGUGCUGCUGCAUUUUGCACUGUAUUUAUUUUACAUGUUAUUAGGUACUGGGUUAUGGAACCAUUGACUUUGUACAUGUCUAGGAAAUUCUCAAGCUAACAUGCACUUUCUGAUAGUCUCAUUGAUAAUAAUCGAAACCUCCCCUGUCAGGGCAUUGGGAUCCAAUUGUUACAUCAAUCAUGGAGAAAUGAUAUUUCGCAAUUAUGUUCA